Molecule: messenger RNA, 1470 nt
Organism: Podarcis muralis (Common wall lizard)
Lineage: Eukaryota; Metazoa; Chordata; Lepidosauria; Squamata; Lacertidae
Source: RefSeq, a predicted model, not a curated record
GAGCCAGCCGCGGCAUCCCGCAGUAGGAGCUGCGCCCUCGCCAGCCUCGCCAUGCAGCCCCAGCCGGCUCUCGGCGUCAACCGCGGCCCCGCAGUGUCGGCCAUUAGCAUGGCGCCUGCCAAGAAGAUCAAGGCCAAGCUCAAGAAGACAUUGCCCGUGACCGGCCCCCAGGCGCCCACCUUGCGGGAGCUGAUGCACUGGUACUGCAUGAACACCAACACCCACGGCUGUCGGCGCAUCGUGGUCUCGCGGGGGCGCCUGCGCCGCUUCCUGUGGAUCCUGCUCACGCUGACCGCCGUGGGACUGAUCCUGUGGUACUGCACUCAGCUGGUCCUCAACUACUACAAAGCCUCUGUCUCUGUCACGGUCCAGUUCCACGCACUCCCCUUCCCAGCCGUCACCAUCUGUAACAUCAACCCCUACAAGUACAGUGCCAUCAAGAAACACCUGGCCGAGCUGGACAAAGAGACAGAGAACGCUCUGAGAUCCUUGUAUGACUUUUCUGGAAGUAAUAUCAGGGAGCGUCGUGAUGCUGGUGAUCCUGAGCCAAGUGAGGACAGAAGAUUCCACAGAUACUUUCCCUUGAUGAAUUUAGACAACCUCACUCACCAGCAGCCUUUUCCAAAUCCCUCCUCUGGUUCCAAACGGCGCAUGGAGGCCAACAUCAUUUCAGGCGGCUCCAGCAUCGUCAGCGUCAAGAACCCCCAGGAUAUUGUGGGAUUCCAGCUGUGUGACUCCCACAACAAGAGUGACUGUGCCCUUUACACCUUCAGUUCGGGUGUCAACGCCAUCCAGGAGUGGUACAAGCUGCAUUACAUGAACAUCAUGGCCCAAAUCAGUGCUGAAGAGAAAGUGAACAUGAGCUACUCGGCAGAGGAGCUCAUCUUGAGCUGCUUCUUUGACGGCCGUUCCUGCGACGCCAGGAACUUCACGACAUUCCACCAUCCGAUGCAUGGGAACUGCUAUACCUUCAACAGUGGGCAGAACGGAAGCAUCCUGAACACAACCACCGGAGGCAGUGAAUAUGGGCUGCAGGUGAUCCUGUAUAUAAACGAAGCAGAGUACAACCCUUUCUUGGUGACGUCUACGGGAGCGAAGAUAGUGAUUCACGGCCAGGAUGAAUAUCCCUUCAUCGAAGACGUCGGCACUGAGAUAGAGACGGCCACAGCCACCUCCAUCGGGAUGCACUUUACAAAGUCCAAAAGACUCGGCUAUCCAUACAGCAACUGCAAAGAGGACGGGUCUGACGUCAAUGUGAAGAAGCUAUACAAGAACAAAACCUACUCUUUGCAGACCUGCCUCCAUUCCUGCUUCCAGAAUGAGAUGGUGAAAAAGUGCGGCUGUGCCCAGUACGCCCAGCCCCUGCCCGAUAAUGCCGAGUUCUGCAACUACAAGAAAUAUCCAGACUGGAGUAAGUCUUCCCAUCACUCCACCUGCCCCCUCCUCCAGAGGGGGCUUAAGUUUCUCUGA